Messenger RNA from Symbiodinium natans, 3510 nucleotides. The record is from the annotation of a GenBank genome assembly. NCBI's taxonomy places the organism in Eukaryota, Dinophyceae, Suessiales, Symbiodiniaceae.
AUGUGGCGCUGCCAUGGUGUCCGGACUCUGCGGCUCUGCUCGAACCGAGGCCUCAGAGUCACGAGAUUCCGGCUCCCAACAGCACGGGGCCUGCUUCCAGGCUGCGCAGGGGCACAUCUCCCUCUGCGGCCGUUCUCCUCACAGGACACAGCGCCUCACAAAUCCACCGCCGCCGUGAAAGAGGACAGCAAUGCUUCCGUUUGGUUGUUAAUCCGAUCGCUCUGGCCGCGGGAAACCUCGCACCAGGGCCGCAUUGCCUUUGCUGUGGUUGGACUGGUGGCGGGCAAAGCCCUGGCCAUCUUGGCUCCACUCCAGCUCGGGCACUUGGUUGAUGCCCUGGGCUCCGGCAUCGAAGCCUUGCCAUUGGGGCUGCUGGCUGCAUAUGGCUUGGCCCGGCUCUCGACGAGUGCAUUCAACGAGCUGCGCGCAGCGCUCUUCGCGACAGUUUCGCAGAGCAGCUGCCGGGCUCUUGCGCGGCGGAGCUUCGAGCACUUGCACCAUUUGGACGCGAGUUACCUGCUUUCCAGCAAGCCUGGUGCGCUCAACGUCGUGGUGAAUCGCGCCACGAAGUCGCUCACCCAGGUGCUGAACAUGCUCCUUUUCAACGUCAUGCCCAUAGCCGUUGAGUGUGCUAUGGCGUUGACCGUCAUGGCAUCUCUGGCAGGCCCGGGAUGUGCAUUUGCAGCAUCUUCCACCAUCGCCAUGUACGUGGCUUUCACCACGAAGUUCUCCAACCACAGGCGUGAAAUCAUGCGCCGGUCCAACAGGGCAGAGGAGGAUGCCAGCGCGGUCUUCUUUGACUCCUUGGCGAACUGCGAGGUCGUCAAGUACUUUCAGGGGGAGGCUCAGGAAAGCAGGAGGUACGACAAUGCCCUCGCUCGCUUUGAAGCCGAACAAGUGGCCGUCCUGCACUCCUUGGCAAAGCUGAACUUCGGCCAGUCUGUGAUCGUCGUUGGUAGUUUCACUUCCAUUCUCGCCCUGACGUCGGCGCGAGUGCUGAGCGGAGAUCUGCCGGUCGGAGAUGUCGUGGCGAUUCAUGGAAUCCUGGCACAGCUGAUGCAGCCCUUGGGCAUAUUGGGAGGUGUCUAUCGGGUCACGACCCAAGGCUUCGUCGACCUGGGCAAGCUUGCAGCCUUCCUCAAGCAGGAGCCGGCUGUCCCGGCGCCACCGGGGGGUGGUGUACCCUUCGACUUCAAAGGAGGAUCCCUGGAGUUUCGAGACGUCCACUACGCCUAUGCGCAUAACACUGUCCUUGCGGGGGCGUCCCUGGCGGUGUCACCCGGCACAAAAAUGGCCAUUGUUGGGCCUUCUGGAUCGGGCAAGAGCACCUUGCUGCGCUUGCUUUACAGAUUCGCAGAUCCUCAGCAAGGGCAGGUGUUCAUCGACGGCCAAGAUUUGAAGCUCCUCGACGCAAUGACCUUCCGACGCCACUUGGGAAUUGUCCCGCAGGACUGCUCUUUAUUCAACGAUACGAUCAGUUUUAACAUCAGCUACGGAAGGCCAGAUGCAACCGAUGCUGAGGUCGAGCGAGCUGCAGAACUUGCGCAGAUCCAUCAGCAGAUUCGAUCCCUACCCGAAGGUUACGACACUCCAGUCGGGGAGCGCGGCAUGAAGCUGAGUGGCGGAGAGCGGCAGCGCAUUGGUAUUGCCAGAUGUUUGUUGGCCGACCCGUCCAUCGUGCUUCUUGACGAAGCAACUUCGGCUCUGGAUGUCCGCACUGAGCGCGCCCUGGCAGCUGCGAUGGAUGAACUCAUGAAAGGACGCACCUGCCUGGUGGUAGCACACCGCCUCGCAACUGUCCAGCGAUGCGACGUGGUGGCCUUCCUCGAGGUUGCAAGAAGGGCCGGGCAGGUUGCGUCGCGCUACUUGUAUGCUCAAGCUGCCAGGGUGGAGUCAUCCGUGAGCAAGGCCCCCAUGAGGGAGCAGGGUCCCAAGAUCUUCACGGUGGAACGCCGUCUUGUCAAAAGCAGUGCAGUGGGAAGCCCUUUUGUCGACUCCCAGGCCCAGUAUGCCCAUUCUGACCCACAGUACCAAAGACCGUCCAUGAUGCAGCCAAUGUUGCUGCAAUUGGUUCAUCUGCUGCUCUGGCUGCGAGUGAGAGGUGAGAUUGGCUUCUGGUCAAAAUCAGAGUGCCCAGCGGCUGACUCCGGAUGGAGGCCGCUCGUGAGAGAGCCUGGGCCAAAAGCGCAGCUGGCCGACCUCAUCGGCUUGGACGAAGCAAAGGCAGUGCUGCGGGAGGCAGUCACAUUGCCCCUGCAAUUGGCAGACGUCGAUAACAUCUUCUGGCGCUCUGCCGAGCGCAGCGCGGUGCUCCUUGCCGGCCCAGAGGGGCUCGGGAAAAGAGCAGCGGCGGAAGCAGCAGCAGCUCUGGCUGGUGCCCAGGUACUGCACCUGGCAGCUGCUGAGGCCACCACGACAGCCUUCUGCAGGACGGCAACUUCCAAAGCUGACAAACCUGUCCUCAUACUCAUCGAGGGUCUGGAAUUCGCCCCUGAAGCUGCGCUGUCGAUUCGGCGCUGCCUGGGAGAGGUGGCCAGAAGACAGGAGACUUCGCAGCGAAUAGCCUGCGUGGCAACUGCCGGCUCCGACCCUGGCCGCUUUCUGCGACCCAUGGAGCUCUUUCCAUUUGGCUUCACGGUGCACAUUGCGCCCCCAAGCCAGGCAGAGCGCAAGCAAUUCCUCUUGAAGCUGCUUGCACAGGUUUCCAGAUCAGAUGCGCAGUGGGGCUCGGCGCUACGCGAAGCGGCUGUCGAGACAUUGGCGAAUCUUACCGCCAACUACACCUUUGCCGAGAUAGACUUUGUUGUUCGCCGGACUUUCCUACGGAGUACCCACGAGGAGGGCUCCCGCGACCCAGUUGCACUGCACCACUUCGAGAAAAUCUUGGCAGAAACUCCAGCGCAGAGCUUCAGAGCCUACGAGCAAGGCAAGACUCCCGUGGCCAGUGAGGCGACGGCCGCGACCGGUGCUGGCGAAGAGCUGACACCCAAGAAGGACGCUGAUGGCAAGAGAAAGAAGAGGGAGGGGAAAGACCCGAUGGAGAGCAUCUUCGGGUGGUGCAACUUCUGGUUGCCAGAGGCAUUCCAUCUUCCUCCUGUCGUUUGGGCGAUGAUCAUCUUCGGGCUCAUGGCCCACCUGAUGGCCAGGACCACGUACCAGCCAUACAGCCGUCGGCGACGUGGGAAUGAGAGGCCAGGUCGCAGCUCCCUCUUCGGUGAUCUGAAGGGAGGUCCGUAUGGGCUGGGUGAAGGACUCGGAGACUGGCCGAUCGCAGGAAUGGGGGGAAUGGGGGCAAUGGGUGGAAUGCCCGGAAUGCCUGGAAUGGGUGGCAUGGGAGGUUUGAAUGGCUUUCCUACACCACCUGGAUUCGGCCCCGGCGGGGAGGCGAGCGGUGCAACCGGUGCAACCGGUCCAAGCGGGGAGUCGAGCGCUGCAACUGGUGGCACCGGCGCGGCAUCCGGCAAGGAGGCGGCGAAACCUUGUACCCAAAGUGGUGCGGACGAGUCAUGA